CUACUGUGUAUCUCACAGGUCUUUCAAAGUUGGUACCUAAGAAGAUGAUAAUCAUACAAAUGUUUCGCUUCUACACAAUCAGACUGGGACUUCUCUUCCUGAUUAAUUUUCUUCCUGGAACUGCAGGCCAGGGAGAAUCAAGACGUCAAGAACCCGGGGACUUUGUGAAGCAAGACAUUGGCGGACUCUCUCCCAAGCAUGCCCCAGAUAUUCCUGAUGACAGCACUGACAACAUCACUAUCUUCACCAGAAUCUUGGAUCGCCUUCUGGAUGGCUAUGACAACAGACUGCGACCAGGGCUUGGAGAUACAGUGACUGAAGUGAAGACUGACAUCUAUGUGACCAGUUUUGGCCCCGUGUCAGACACAGACAUGGAGUAUACCAUUGAUGUAUUUUUUCGUCAGACAUGGCAUGAUGAAAGACUGAAAUUUGAUGGACCCAUGAAGAUACUUCCACUCAACAAUCUCCUGGCUAGCAAAAUCUGGACUCCAGACACCUUCUUUCACAAUGGCAAGAAAUCGGUGGCUCAUAAUAUGACCACACCUAAUAAGCUUCUCAGACUUGUGGACAACGGGACUCUCCUCUACACAAUGAGGUUGACAAUACAUGCCGAGUGUCCAAUGCAUUUGGAGGAUUUUCCCAUGGAUGUGCAUGCCUGCCCACUGAAGUUUGGAAGCUAUGCCUAUACAACAGCUGAAGUGCUUUACUCUUGGACUCUUGGAAAGAAUAAGUCUGUGGAAGUGGCACAGGAUGGCUCUCGCCUGAAUCAGUAUGACCUGUUGGGCCACGUUGUUGGGACAGAGAUAAUCCGGUCCAGUACAGGAGAAUAUGUCGUCAUGACAACUCACUUUCAUCUGAAGCGAAAAAUUGGCUACUUUGUGAUCCAGACCUAUUUGCCAUGCAUCAUGACUGUCAUUCUUUCACAAGUAUCUUUCUGGCUCAACCGAGAAUCUGUCCCUGCCCGCACGGUCUUUGGUGUCACCACUGUUCUUACCAUGACCACCCUGAGUAUCAGUGCCAGAAACUCCUUACCUAAAGUGGCAUAUGCGACGGCCAUGGACUGGUUCAUAGCCGUCUGUUAUGCCUUUGUGUUUUCUGCGCUGAUUGAAUUUGCCACUGUGAACUACUUCACUAAGAGGAGCUGGGCUUGGGAAGGCAAGAAGGCGCCAGAGGCCCUGGAGAUGAAGAAGAAAACACCCGCAGCCCCAACAAAGAAAACGAGCACUGCUUUCAACAUCGUGGGGACCACCUAUCCCAUCAACCUGGCCAAGGACACGGAAUUCUCUACCAUCUCCAAGGGAGCCACUCCCAGUGCCUCCUCCACGCCAACUAUCAUCGCCUCCCCCAAGGCCACGUAUGUGCAGGACAGCCCAACGGAGACUAAGACCUACAACAGUGUCAGCAAGGUUGACAAAAUUUCCCGCAUCAUCUUCCCUGUGCUCUUUGCCAUAUUCAAUCUGGUCUAUUGGGCCACCUAUGUAAACCGGGAGUCAGCUAUCAAGGGCAUGAUCCGCAAGCAGUAGGUUGUAAUGGCAGUGCUGUAUACCCCAUGACGCAUCCAGGCUCCCAAACCCCAGAGCUCC
Molecule: messenger RNA, 1583 nt
Organism: Dipodomys ordii (Ord's kangaroo rat)
Lineage: Eukaryota; Metazoa; Chordata; Mammalia; Rodentia; Heteromyidae
Gene: Gabra3
Product: gamma-aminobutyric acid (GABA) A receptor, alpha 3
Exons: 9
Coding region: 45-1523 (492 amino acids)
Biological process (GO): synaptic transmission, GABAergic; gamma-aminobutyric acid signaling pathway; chloride transport
Cellular component (GO): dendrite membrane; postsynapse; synapse
Molecular function (GO): benzodiazepine receptor activity; inhibitory extracellular ligand-gated monoatomic ion channel activity; GABA-gated chloride ion channel activity
Source: RefSeq, a predicted model, not a curated record